This is a messenger RNA of Pygocentrus nattereri (red-bellied piranha), 2386 nucleotides long. RefSeq names its product iroquois homeobox 2a (gene irx2a). Gene Ontology annotation, molecular function: RNA polymerase II cis-regulatory region sequence-specific DNA binding; DNA-binding transcription factor activity, RNA polymerase II-specific. The record is from RefSeq and is a predicted model, not a curated record. Gene Ontology annotation, cellular component: nucleus. Gene Ontology annotation, biological process: regulation of transcription by RNA polymerase II; neuron differentiation; cell development. NCBI's taxonomy places the organism in Eukaryota, Metazoa, Chordata, Actinopteri, Characiformes, Serrasalmidae. The coding region runs from base 259 to 1701 and encodes 480 amino acids. The transcript has 5 exons.
ACUGCUCUCUCUCCUCUCCGCGUGUCCCAUGCUCGCGCCGCUGCGGCCCCGCUCCACUCCUCCUCCUCCUCCUUCUCCUCCUCCUCCUCCUUCCAUUCCACUCCAUUUUCCUCCUUACUUUCUCGCGCUCAUCCACUCUCUUUACAUGCGUUAGCGCGCACUCCUACUUCCUUCCUCCUCCUCCUCUUUCUUUUUGUUUUUCUUUCUUUUUUUGCUCUCUGCUGUGGAGUGAAGAUCCUCUGUUCGUCUUGCCCCAGGAUGUCUUACCCUCAGGGGUACCUGUAUCAGCCCCCUGCCUCUCUGGCGCUGUACUCCUGCCCCGCGUACGGCGCUCCGGCUCUGGCGAGGAGCGACGAGCUGCUCCGCUCUUCCUCCUCGUCUUCCUCAUCCUCCUCUUCCUCCUCGUCUUCCUGCUCCUCGUCCUCCUCCUGCUCGUCCUCGGGGUCUGCCUUCAGCCCUUAUCCCGGAUCCGCCGCGUUCUCCAGCCCGCUGCCCUACUCCGCCGACCCGGCCAGCGCCUUCCCGCCCUACAUGGGUUCUCCUUACGACCCCCACCCCGCCGGUCUAGCAGCAGCAGCAGGUGCAGUGGGAUUUGCCCCCUACCCCGGGGCAGGUUACCCUUACCAGCUCAACGACCCCACGUACCGUAAGAACGCGACGCGCGACGCCACGGCCACGUUGAAGGCCUGGCUGCAGGAGCACAGGAAGAACCCCUACCCCACCAAGGGCGAGAAGAUCAUGCUGGCCAUCAUCACCAAGAUGACCCUCACUCAGGUCUCCACGUGGUUCGCCAACGCCAGAAGGAGACUCAAGAAGGAGAACAAGGUGACGUGGGCGCCGAGGAGCAAGAGUGAAGAUGAGGAUGAGGAAGAUGGAGACGGCGAGAGGAAAGAGGACAGAGGAGCGAAGAGUCUGGACAAUGAAGAGGCGUCUGCUGAGGACGAAGGCAUCAGUCUUCAGGUGGACGGCCUGACUGACCACUCCGCAGAGUCCGACGGUGAGAAGGUCACUUGCAGGAUCAGUGAUCUGGUCUGCAGUUCGGGACCCGAUGCCAAGGACAAAUGUGACGAGAAUGAUCUGGACGCUGGCCAUGCAGAGCAUCGACAGGGCCUGUCACCUAAGCCAGUGACCGCUUCACCCCUGACUGGCAUGGAGGCUCCAGUCUUGGGCCACCACCAUCACCAGGACUCCAGAAACAAAAGCAAGGCAUGCCUGGACAGUCGGACGCCCACAGAUGGCCAGAAUCAGACGGUCAAGCCUAAACUCUGGUCCCUGGCUGAAAUCGCCACUUCGGACCCCAAGCAGCCCCUGGGGCAGAGCUGCCCCUCAGCUGUGGGUCUUUUGGCAUCCACGGCCUCCGGCACUUCCCCUGCCGCGCCCGUGUACUCGGCCUCUUCCAUCCUGGGACGGCCAUUGUACUACACCUCACCCUUUUACAGCAACUACACAAACUAUGGGAGCUUCAGCCCAUUGCAGGGCCAAGGGAUUCUGAGGUACGGCUCUACCGGAGUGGCUGCUAACGAGGGACUUCCUCAGACUGUCCUCAGUGCCAGCGCCAUUCACAAACACACAUCUGAGCACCUGCUAAAGACUAACCAGAGUCAGACUGAGCAGCACUUCAGGGCCUUGAAUGUAGAGUCUAAGAAAGCAGAUUCCCCCGAGGUGUGCACAGUAGGACCUCAGUCUUAUCUGUCAAGCUAAAGACGAUGAAGACCAUUCAAGUAGGUGUCACAGUUGCUUUGAGCAAAGAAAAACAAAGCCAUCACCCCCCCUCCCCCCACCCUCCACCACUGCUGGUAUUAAAAAAGCCCACCAGCUCUCCCCAAACCGGAUUGCGUUGAGGACAGCAGAGCACUCCACUAGAUUUAAAACCAUAUGGCAUUGAAAUAUGAGGACUGGAAACAUGGAGGUGCAUUAUUACUUUUUUUGUUUGUUUGUUUUCCCUUCUGAUGACUUUGUGCAUUUAUGGAUAAAGUAGUUAUCUCACCAUAAGGAAACUCUCUCAGGACCCCCUGUGUAGUUUGCUUCAUUGCCAUCUAUCGUACACACAUCAUGUGUGGGACAUGAUUAGAGCUUCUCUACUUCAUCUGUACUUUGUUUGUAAAGGCUGUAAACUGGAGGAGGGCGAGAGGUGGGGCUGGUAAUCUCGACGAAGAGUGGAAUACAUUUGAUAUUUAUUUUUGUAUGAUGACGGCAGUUGCCUAUUAAUUUAUGCAAGUUGUAUUGCAAUGGAAAGCAGAAACCCUGUUUUGUAAAUAAAUUAUAAUUGGUUUUUAUUUAAAAACGACCACAAAAAUACAGAAGUUACAAAAUGUUGUUAAGGAGAAAACUUUUACUAAUUUAUAUCUUUCAUUGUGAAUAAAAGGUGCUGGUGUGCACUGGGAAA